CGCUUCACUUGCAAUCCAUUUCCUUGUGGCUGUCUGCACCGGUAUUCUGCAAGCUAAGCACUGCCAGCUCUAUUAAAAUAGGACAGCUUUCUGACUCAGCGUCCAGUUAUUUGCCAAGAAACGCCAAAAGUGCAGCUUUUUUCACUUGUGCUACUGCUAUACCUGUUCAGGACCUGGCAAAGACAUAGUGUGCCAUAGCGUGGAUAGCAAUGCCCCUGCUAACGUCUUGUCUAGCCCUGAGGAGCCCUAGCUGACUGAGGAUAUAUGGCGCAUCCAUUCCAGCAGAGGAAGCUUCUUGUUACGGUCUGCAAAGCAGAGAUUGGUUGGGAUCAGCCCGAUGGAUCUAGCCUUCAAUCAGGGAGCGUAACUCUGGUCGCCGGGCCUUUUAGGGCCUCCACACGCAGCGUUCCCGUCAUCCGAUGUCAGAACCGCGACUCCACCGCUCCCGGCACAUGUUGCAACACCCCCACCACCACCUUUGCCAGCGCCAACAACAGCAGCGUCUGCACGCCCAUCAACGGCAGCACCAUCGGCCAGCUCAGCUGGGCUCCCUCCCUGGGUGGCGAGCUGUUCGUGCUGAGUGAGGACUGUCUGCUGGUUUCGGAGCUGGUGGUGGGGGCGGAGCUGUGGGGUAACCGGGGGGGCAGGUGGAACUCGGACUCGCUGUAUGCACAGGCUGAGAUCUGCCUGGAUGCUGCGGGCCAGGCGCUGCUGCUGUCGGGUCGCAGCCUGGAUGUGCGGCUGCCGCUCAUGCAGCCGGCGGGGCAGGCGGCGGGCGGUCGCAAGGCGGCAGGGGCGGGGGGUGCGGCCGCGCCUGCGCCCCCGGUGCUGGGGGUGCUGGCCAUGAGCCUGCUGCUGCAGCCCUCGGAUGCGGAAGCAGCCAUCACGCGGCACCUGCCGGUGGAGCUGCUGCCGCGGCUGCUGCUGGACACCACCCGCCUGCUGCCGGGGGCGGUGGUGCGCAGUGCGGCGGGGGCGGCCUACGUGGACCCCUGCGUGGUGUUCCUCAGGUUCCGGCUAGUGUCCGCAUCAGGUCUGGGUCGCCCUCGCAAGGACUCUAAAGAGACCCGUGGGUCAUCAUCCCCCUGGGGCCGCGGUCACCGCAGCAGCACCAGCAGCAGCAUCAGUGGUGUCCCUGCAGGCAGGAGCAGCUACCCCGGCCACAGCGGCGGCAUGGGUGCCAGAGGGCACACUGGCGGCUUGCCUGGGCAGCACCUGGUGCAGGAGUUGGGAGCCAAGCUGGGCGCUAAGCUGCAUGCACACAUGGACCGAACCAUGGGUCAUGUGGGGGCGUUCAUCAGCCGGUUUAAGCCGCCACAUCGUGGGGACAAGGCAGAGGACAGGGAGGGGG
This is a messenger RNA of Astrephomene gubernaculifera, 1351 nucleotides long. NCBI's taxonomy places the organism in Eukaryota, Viridiplantae, Chlorophyta, Chlorophyceae, Chlamydomonadales, Astrephomenaceae. The record is from the annotation of a GenBank genome assembly.